Messenger RNA from Penicillium argentinense, 642 nucleotides. RefSeq names its product YdcF family protein. Gene Ontology annotation, cellular component: plasma membrane. The transcript has a single exon. Lineage: Eukaryota; Fungi; Ascomycota; Eurotiomycetes; Eurotiales; Aspergillaceae. The record is from RefSeq and is a predicted model, not a curated record. The coding region runs from base 1 to 642 and encodes 213 amino acids.
AUGGUGACCAUCGAUUCCACUGUUGUUGAUGACAUCAACUCCUUAUCGACAUUCCUCAGCGACUCCGGCCUGGAGACACAUCUUCUCCACGAUACCGACUGUAUCGUGCUAUGCGCUUCAGCGGUUCUCUAUGCCGCUGAGGAAAUCUUCAAGGCACUCGGAGAGAGGCCGUCACUUACCAAAUGCCUGGUGCUCUGCGGCGGGAUCGGCCACUCAACUCCCAUGAUGUACGAUGCAGUCAGACAGCAUCCCCGUUAUUCCCGCAUCGGCGACGAGAUUCAGGGCCUCCCAGAGGCACGUGUACUCGAAUGGAUCCUCGACACCUUUUUUGACAGAUCAGCCAUCACCCGGGAGGGCUGCGAAAUUCUUGUCGAGGACCAGUCCACGAACUGUGGCCAAAAUGCCAUCUUUACCCGCAAUCUGCUAGAGAAGUCUGGAUACGACAGAAUGAAAACCUGCAUAGUCAUACAGGAUCCGACAAUGAUGCUCCGGACAUAUGCCUCUUUUCGAAAAGUGUUUGGAGCUACGCAGCCCGGGCUCUCGCUCACAUCGUGUCCCAUGUUUAUCCCCAGGGUACAGCUAUCGAACACAUCCUCUCUGAAAUACAAAACAGAAUGUGUUUCUGGACUCUGGGAAAUGUGA